Apis mellifera (honey bee) is the source of this 2645-nucleotide messenger RNA. RefSeq names its product LIM domain-containing protein A. Gene Ontology annotation, cellular component: nucleus. Lineage: Eukaryota; Metazoa; Arthropoda; Insecta; Hymenoptera; Apidae. The record is from RefSeq and is a predicted model, not a curated record. The transcript has 3 exons. The coding region runs from base 1014 to 1748 and encodes 244 amino acids. Gene Ontology annotation, molecular function: DNA-binding transcription factor activity, RNA polymerase II-specific; RNA polymerase II transcription regulatory region sequence-specific DNA binding; cis-regulatory region sequence-specific DNA binding. Gene Ontology annotation, biological process: positive regulation of transcription by RNA polymerase II; axonogenesis; neuron fate specification.
CUGGAACCAGUUGUAGCUGUGCCGGUUCCCUCACUCCGCAUCGUGGCUUCGACACGGUAAACGGGCCUGUAUUUACCGUGGCGCAUCGUGCUCGCGCGUACCUCGUUUUCUGGCGUCGUUCUUCCCGACGUAUCGUCGUCGUCGUCGUCGUGUUCGUCAUCGUGCUCGUCAUCGUCGUAUCUCGAUCCCGAAUGUCACACCGGGGCACAUGCGCCAUGAAACGGGUCUGACGCGCGUCUCUUUUUCGUCCCGUCGAGAAAAGAAGCACGAGCUCGAGAUCGAUCCUCGCGUUGUCGAUGCUCCAAGGACACCACACGGUGGUAAUAUUGGAGUGCAGGUGCGCGGACUAGCUGGGUGUUGCCUCUUCGUUCGUCCAAGUGCUUUGUGACCUCACGAUGGAGCCAGGCUUGAAGAAGGAUCGUUCCAGGACUGCGCCCAAUCGCCCCGAAUCGCCGCGUCGAUGAACCCUUCUUGCUUAGUGAUUGUGUAACACAGUGAGGGGUGUAUAACUCUUAUACUGGGAUAAUACGUGACUGUUGUACCGCGUUUUCGAUCGCCGAGAUAGCCGAGACGUAAGCUGUUGGCCCCCCCAGGAGCAGUGGAUACAUUUCCACCGAGAUGUGCCCGUGAGGGCGUGCUUACUUACCCUGGACCUCGACAGGACCACGUAAUAACAACCACCCUCUGUCCUUUCGACCAUACCUUAGAGAUACUACAUUGAUAUUACAUCGAGCGUUACGAGUGUUAGGAAGGAAAACUGGAGGAAAGAGUGGCGGAGUUGGCAGUGACGUUGUUGAGUGUUGAAAAGUUGUCGAACCGAGGAAAGAACCGAGGAGGGUGAACCGAGCUGGUGGUGGAGGAAGAAGAAGAAGAAGAGGAGGCAGAAGAAGGGAACUUGCGCAGCGGACGCCAUCUCCGCGUUAUCGGCAAGCGGAUCCCCCGGGACUCCCCCCCAAGCAGCUUCGGCGUCGCGCACCCUCGGCGGGAACUACCCCGUGACAGCAGCCACCCUGAUGGGAGUGUAUGAGGAGCGCGCCCCUCCUACCACCGGCAUGCACUGGCAGCCGGCCAGCUCGCAGGAGCGUGGCAGCGGCUUGGCUGUGGGGCGUCAAGGGGGGCCCGGCAGUGCGGGGGGGCCCGGAGCAGUGGACCAGGCGAGGGACCUAAGUCCCUGCCUCCCUGCGUCUAUGGGCGACGCUGCACGACCCACCACCUUACCGUGCAGUCCUCCUGCCGCCCACCAUCACGGGCCCCAUCAUACACCCCUACAUCAGACCCACUGCGGAACCAACAAUAAUUGCUACGACGGACCCACCACCCCCUACGACUCUAGAGACUACGAUUCCCCCGGAGGUGGGCAAGAGUACAGGAACAGCAGCAGCAACUUCGAGAACCCGAGCGACCUGAGCAUGCCCCCGCAAACGACCCACCACCACCAUCAUCACCACCAUCACUCGCAUCUGCACCCGCAGACUCACUCGCAGGAACAGCAGACCACGGAACACUUGCACGCCAUCCCGAAACUGGAGCCGCCGCCCACCCCGCCCGCGCAGUCGGACGACGUGCCGGGGGUGGUUUGCGCCGGAUGCGGCCUCCGGAUAUCCGACAGGUUUUACCUUCAGGCGGUGGACAGGCGGUGGCACGCGGCCUGCCUUCAGUGCUCCCACUGCCGCCAGGGCCUCGACGGCGAAGUCACCUGUUUCAGCAGGGACGGAAACAUUUACUGCAAGAAGGACUAUUAUCGGUGAGUCGAGUGCAGACGUUCUCAUUCGUCACGGUGAUUAACCCUCGACUGGUGGCCCAAUCGUUACGUAAGCGGUCGAGGCCGAUUUAUGAUACUGGAAUGAUCGAGUCGAGGGAUAGUGAUCGAUGAGCUUUUUUUUUUUUAAAUCGAUAUACGUCUAGGGUUUUUUAUCAAGUGAUAUUCGUCAAUUGUUAUUGAUAGGAUUUUUUAAUUUAAAUGGUUUUGUGGGUAAGAAGAACGAUGAUAUUCUCCGCUAGGCAAUUAAACCGUAACCGCAAAGUACAUUGUCUCUGUAUAUUUAUCAGCUUAUCCCAAGGAAAUUCGCAGUUCCGUGGUCGAUCUCAUUUGACGAUGUUUGAUCUCAAUUGCGUCGGUCUAUUUCUUUUUUUUAUUUUCAUUCGAAUCGUGAUAUUGUUUGCAAAAAUUUACAAAACCUUCUUUUAAGACAAAGAAAGAUACCUCGAGUGGCUCGUCACGAGGGGCAAGUCAAAUUACCGCGAAGCGGCAAUUUCUGUAAUUCCAAAUUGGCCAUUCGAGGAGAGGCCAUCCGUGAUUCGAGAGCGCGCGUGAUUUUUUAAAAAGAAGAAGAAGAAGGAAAAGAAAAAAGAAUCGAGCGCUUGCGCAACGAUCGAAGGCCUCGAAUCUCUUUAACGCCGCGACGAUAAGGGCCUGUUUUAUCGACGUGCACGCGAUUGACAGUGAAUUACCUUUGCACUCGGAAUGCUUCGGCCAUGAGGAGACGAAUCACGCACCGAGCAAUAAAAAAUUAUCGCGACACAGCGGCUCGUGGAAAACAAUGAGAUACGGAGCGUUUAUGUAAGCCGAGCCGCCUUUAUUCGAAAACGCACGCCAUUUCGGGAACGCGGAUUCCGGGGAAGAGGUUUUCGUGUCGCGAUUUUUA